Trichoplusia ni (cabbage looper) is the source of this 1762-nucleotide messenger RNA. RefSeq names its product bile salt-activated lipase-like. Lineage: Eukaryota; Metazoa; Arthropoda; Insecta; Lepidoptera; Noctuidae. The transcript has 4 exons. The record is from RefSeq and is a predicted model, not a curated record. The coding region runs from base 96 to 1688 and encodes 530 amino acids.
AAAUGCAUUCGUUUACAAAAGUUGACUCGAUGCAAAACUGUGUGAUUUUGAAUCGUUGUGUAAUAUAAAAUAGAAUAAAGAGAUUAAAUAAGAAUAUGAAGAAACUCUUCCUAGUUUUACUGAUCACCACAUGUUGCUGGGCGGGGCAGCCACGAGUGGACCCGCUGGUGUCCACCUCGCGAGGGCUGAUCAGAGGGCUGCGCGCGGAGGACGGGGACUACGACAUGUUCCUGGGGAUACCAUACGCUGUGGUGGAUGAAAAUAAUCCAUUUGGGCCGGCCUCGCCGCAUCCCGGGUUCGACACCCCGUUCGACGCGUACCACGACGGCGUCCAAUGCGUGCAAACAGCUGGCAACACUGUUAUCGGCACGUUACAAUGCUUGCAGCUCAACGUGUACGUACCGAACAAGGCCAACUCUGCCCGCAAAAUGCCGGUAAUAGUCUACGUUCAUGGUGGAGGAUUUGCGUGGAACCACAAAGGGAUGUCCAGCCAAUCUCCGAAGUUCUUAAUCAAACACGAUGUGAUCAUCGUCUCCCUGAACUACAGACUAGGUCCUUACGGAUUCUUGUGUGUGAGUGAACCCGGUUACAGUAACCAAGGGUUAAAAGAUCAGCUGUUAGCCAUACAGUGGCUGAAAGAGAACAUAGCAGCCUUUGGUGGUGAUUCGAAUGAGAUUACAUUAAUGGGACAAUCUGCUGGAGCUAUGUGCUUAGAUCUACUUUUAUAUACAAAUGAAAAACUGGCUAAAAGAGUGAUACUACACAGCGGUAACGCUCUCAAUACUUGGUUGGUUGUUCCACAGAAUGACAGCUUAGCUAUCCAAGUGGCUGAGGAACUGGGCUUUACUGGUGAUGGUAUUAAAGAGGCAUUAGACUAUCUGAGUAGUUCAGGUCCUGGUCAAGUUGUACAGACAAUUGAAGGUCUCAAUACCGGUCGGAAUGCGCUCACAAGACCUUGCUUAGAACCUGAAGGAGAAGGUGCGAUAUUAACAGAGUUUCCCGAAAAUCUAAAACCGAAAGUCAAAAACAUGAACAUUAUCAUAGGGCACGCAAAUAAAGAAAUGAUGUUCUUAUACCCAAAUGCUAACAAAGACUUUUACAACAAUUUUCGAUUUAGUCAAGAAUUAAUCGGAAGCUUUGAUGAGGCUUACGAUGAGGAUAUCGUCACACAAUUUUACAUCGGAGACGAGAAACCUGGAGAACAUUUACAAGAUGAUAUUCUAGAUUACGGAUCAGACUUCGUAUUCGUUCACCCGACAGAAAGAUCUAUAGAUAGGUAUCUAGACGCCGGCGCGAAUGUGUAUCGCUUUAUGUUCACAUAUGAAGGCGGAAGAAACAGAAACAAGGACCGCAUGAAUCUGACGUCAUCUGGCGCGUCACAUGGAGACGACCUUGGCUACCUGUUCGACAUGGACACCUACGAGGGUCAGGAGAUAAGUGAAGAGGAUCAGCAAGUUAUUGAUGUCAUGACUCUAAUGUGGACUGACUUUGUUAAAUACGGUGACCCGACGCCGUCGCCGCCCGCAGUGCUAGGGCAGCGCUGGCGCGCGGUGGACGCGGCGCGGAGAGUAUACCUGGACAUUGGAGCGCCACUCGCGCUCGGCAGCCGCCCCUUCCACCACAGGAUGGCCUUCUGGGAUCUCUAUUUCCAGUUGCAUGGGAACCAUGUCAUCGGUUAUAAACCCUAAAGAGACCUUUCUAGGAGAUUUUUCUUCUGUAAUGAAAGAAUUGUUUGAGCCCCUAUAAAUGUUUUUUGGGAUGA